AUGGCGGUGCAGGCAGCGUUGCUCAGCUCGCACCCCUUUAUACCCUUCGGUUUCGGAGGUUCCGCGGAAGGGCUGGUGAGCGCCUUCGGAAGUUUGGACAAGGGCUGCUGUUUCGAGGACGAUGAGAGCGGGGCACCCGCGGGAGCGCUACUGUCGGCAUCAGAGGGCGGGGACGUCCGCGAGGCCACCCGUGACCUGCUCAGUUUCAUAGACUCGGCGUCCAGCAACAUCAAGCUGGCGCUGGACAAGCCAGGCAAGUCCAAGAGGAAGGUGAACCACCGCAAGUACCUGCAGAAGCAGAUCAAGCGCUGCAGCGGCCUCAUGGGCGCCGCGCCUCCGGGACCGCCAUCCCCGAGCGCGCCAGACGCUCCAGCUAAGCGGCCGCCGGGCGCCCCGGGACCCCCAACCGUCGCCGGCCCGGCGCACUGCAAGGCCACCCCGAGGAGGGAGGCGACACAGGCCGCGGCUGCCGCCACCCUACAGAGCCGGAGCCUGGCUGCCCUUUUCGAUUCUCUGCACCAAGUCCCCGGGGGAGCAGAGCCGGCAAGCGAUGGGGUGACCAUGCCGGUCCCGGGCCUCGGGGCAGCGAGCUCUGCGGGCGAGGGGGCCGCCACCGCGGGGAGCUCAGCGGCCCCGGGCUCCAGGAAGGUUCCUCUGCGCGCCCGCAACCUGCCCCCGUCUUUCUUCACUGAGCCGUCCCGGGUGAGUGGCAGUGGCAGCGGUGGUUGCGGCUGCGGCCCCUCGGGCCAGGGCGUGAGCCUGGGUGACCUAGAGAAAGGGGCGGAGGCCGUCGAGUUCUUCGAGUUGCUGGCGCCGGACUUCUGCGCUGGUAACGAGUCGGGGGUCUUGCUGACAGCGGAGCCUCUGGACGCGUUCCCAGCUGGAGCCACAGUCCUACGGGGACCCUUGGAGCUGGAGUCGGGCCCCUUUGAGCCACCAGCGAUGGUAGGGAACCUACUCUAUCCUGAGCCGUGGAGUGCCCCAAGCUGUCCUCAGACCAAGAAGCCUCCUCUGGCUGGCGUUCGCGGAGGCCUGACCUUGAACGAGCCUGUGCGCCUCCUGUACCCCACCGCCUUGGACUCUCCAGGUGGGGAGGACACACCAGCUUUGGCCUCUUUUCCCCCUUUCUUCCCAGAUUGCGCGCUGCCGCCGCCCCAUCAGAUGUCCUAUGAUUACAGCGCAGGCUACAGCCGCGCGGUUUACCCCAACCUCUGGAGACCCGACGGGGUCUGGGAAGGGGCGUCUGGGGAAGACGGGGCACAUCCAGACUGA
Messenger RNA from Arvicola amphibius (Eurasian water vole), 1272 nucleotides. It is a transcript of the gene Fam181b, whose product is annotated as family with sequence similarity 181 member B. The record is from RefSeq and is a predicted model, not a curated record. The transcript has a single exon. The coding region runs from base 1 to 1272 and encodes 423 amino acids. NCBI's taxonomy places the organism in Eukaryota, Metazoa, Chordata, Mammalia, Rodentia, Cricetidae.